AAUGAGCCGCGCGCGGUUUCGGCGCCAUGUCCUUGGUUGGCAGCUUCUGACUGCGCUGGGGCUGAGGUUAGCAUUCACUGGCUUCAAGCCUGUGUCACGAUGUCUACAGACAGCAGUUGCAGCGGAGACAGCUCCUCCAUGGGCACUUGACAUGCCUCGAUCAGAGCCAUCUGAGCCAUCCGAGUCUGAGCGAGCUCCGAUCCCCUCCCCGGCCCCGACCGCCAUUGACGAAAUCAUCGGAAACAUGGCGGUGGAUUCUCCGGAGGUGGUCAGGGCCAGGAUUGCCGGCGGAGACAUGAACUUUGAAGAUUUUAUUGCAACGACGAUGGCCAUGUCGAACACAGAUGCAGGUGCACUUUCUCUUCCCACCGGAUAUGAGCAGAUUGUUGCAGCUAUGACCCUGGAAGAAAGAAGGAAUCCUGCAGUAUUUCGGCAGGAUUCAGCCAGCGAACGGAUCGCCCAGUUGUCUAGAGAUGCGGAGGUGAAUUUGCAGCUGACAACCACAUUUUUGCAGGACUUUGGCUCGAUCCAACGCUUCUUUGCCCGGAUGCAGAGGCAGCCCAAGUCGGGCUCAAAAGCGAGUGCUGCCCUGGGCGAGUCCAUGCAGAUGGCUGCCGAGUACUUGGCGGAGAAGCCGCGAGGCCAGCGGCGGGCGCAGGAGAAUCGGAAUCGAUUGCUGAAGAAAGCCGGGCGUGAGCUACGAGAGAAGAAGGCCAAGCAGAGGAGAGGUUUCGACUGAAGGUCUGACCGAUCAAGACUCGCCAGACUAAAGGCAUCCAAGCUGAGCAAGAACCUGCCAAGAUCGCUCACGUGACCGUCGAAUAUGCGCUCGCUGCAAGCAUGGCGACAGCAGGAACAGAAGGGGCAGUUGGAGAUGCUUCGAACGCACGCCAGAAUCGG
Molecule: messenger RNA, 900 nt
Organism: Effrenium voratum
Lineage: Eukaryota; Dinophyceae; Suessiales; Symbiodiniaceae
Source: the annotation of a GenBank genome assembly